This is a messenger RNA of Fusarium subglutinans, 1149 nucleotides long. RefSeq names its product dual specificity catalytic domain protein. Gene Ontology annotation, molecular function: protein tyrosine/threonine phosphatase activity; MAP kinase tyrosine/serine/threonine phosphatase activity. The transcript has a single exon. The coding region runs from base 1 to 1149 and encodes 382 amino acids. The record is from RefSeq and is a predicted model, not a curated record. Gene Ontology annotation, biological process: negative regulation of MAPK cascade; protein dephosphorylation. Lineage: Eukaryota; Fungi; Ascomycota; Sordariomycetes; Hypocreales; Nectriaceae. Gene Ontology annotation, cellular component: cytoplasm.
AUGGACAAAAUCACCAAGCAGUCCCCGUCAAUAGAGUGGAGCGAGCUAUUUGCGCGAAACCCCUCCUACGAGCCGACCACGUACAAGGCACUUGACAACCUUGCGUCGCAUCCUGACCUCGCUUUUCUGCAUGCCAAGUUCUGGAACGAGAUCCGAGAAUGGACCCGGAAUGACAUCACGGAUAUGUCCCGAAUUGUCCACCCAGAUUUGAGCGGACCCGGAAGCAUUUUUAUCGGGGGCAUGAACCAUGCCCUCAACGAAGAUGUCCUUGCAAAAAAUGAUAUUCAGGCGGUUAUUGCUAUUCAUCCCAAGGAUUCACUAGCAUGGGACGAGAACGUCACCUCCUACGGACUGCAAAGGUUCUACCCUGACAAGAACGGCGUGGCAAACAGCGUUGUGAAAUAUCCACUCAUCAUUCCUCUCGAGGACAAUGCCAACUCCAAUCUGAUCGACCACUUCGAUGAGACCAACGCUUUUAUCAAGCACCAUAGUGGCGAGGGAAGGAAUAUCUUGAUCCACUGUAAAUCCGGGCGGUCACGCUCCGUGGCAGUGCUGAUCGCGUAUCUUCAACAAAAGUUCUGUUCCGAGAAAGGACUUGCGUCUCUAAAGGAUACAACUGUGGCGAAAGAACAGAUGCGGAUGCACCGCGAGGAGAUCACAGAGUCAAUACGUACGCAACGUCUCCCUGUCAUCGUUAUAAUGGAACGGUUUGAUGAGCUGUUGGCGCGGUACGACCUCAAGCUCAUCGACGAUGCAGAGUAUAGGAGCGAGAGGACUAAUGGUCUCUUUGCUUCUAAGGCCAUGGAAUCUGUGACUCCUAAGCUAGCCAAACAGCCAGAGCUUGUAGCAAAGAAGGACAGUAAGCUCGUGCAAACAAAGGGCGGCGCGGCAGUGCUCAAGCUAUGCGUUGCUGCAGCAUUCUUUAAGAACGGUCAGAAGCCUACGGAAGCUGUGGUGCAUCAGUUCUUUGAAGUUAAUGAGGCUUACUUCUAUGAGCUGGAAGCAUUAGAGUACAAGGGGCGGUCCUAUAUGGGCUCUCAACAUGCAUGUAUUGGCCUUGUGGAGUUCUGCUUUGGGUACGCUAAGGACGAGUAUGGUCUCACAGUGCCAAAGAAUAUAGAGGAGCACGUUAGAAACGUUAUUGCAUAA